This is a messenger RNA of Cloeon dipterum, 4880 nucleotides long. Its product is annotated as pregnancy zone protein-like. The coding region runs from base 91 to 4818 and encodes 1575 amino acids. Gene Ontology annotation, cellular component: extracellular region. The transcript is spliced from 26 exons. The record is from RefSeq and is a predicted model, not a curated record. NCBI's taxonomy places the organism in Eukaryota, Metazoa, Arthropoda, Insecta, Ephemeroptera, Baetidae. Gene Ontology annotation, molecular function: endopeptidase inhibitor activity.
UUAUUUUAUCUUCAGUAUACCAUUUGAAGCGCAGCAACCAACAUUUUACGAUGCUGUUGAGUACGCAGUAACAGUGUUCUCUCUGUAAAAAUGUUCCACUUCUUGAAGCUAUUUUUUGUGUGCUUCGUGUCUUCACUCUCAGUUUCACGUGGACAGGAACCUGUCGAGAGCCUGUUCCUGUUUGUCGCACCGCAAGCACUCGCUGUGGAAAAAAAUGAAACAUUUCACUUGCUGAUUUUCGACAAUCCCAAAAAUGACACCUUUAAAAUCAGACUAUUGCUGCCAACGAAUGGCACUGAAUUGGGCUCGGUAACAGUUCCAUACGAUCCAGAUAUUGUGCAAUACGAGGUGAAUUUUCCGAUCAAGGAUAUUGAUACGCAACACGCCACACUAGAAGUUGUGUAUGGAAAGAACAAGACCAAAUCCUCCGACGUCCAACUCUACCACGAAAAAACAAUGAUGUUUAUUGAGACCGAAAAGCCAUUUUACAAGCCUGGCGAGCUUGUCCGAUUUAGGGUUCUGCACUUAAAAAGAAACCUCCUUCCUACGGACACUCCAUUACGAAAAGUGUGGAUAGAAAAUCCAAGUAACGUGAAAAUUGCCCAAUGGAAAAACGUGAAGAUUAACAAAGGAUUUGCGCAGCUAGAAAUGCAACUUACUAAAGAGCCUGAAAAAGGCACAUGGAAGAUCAAAGUCCAAGCGCUCAAUACAUCAGAUGCUGUAACCAAAAAAUUUCAGAUCAAGGAGUACGUUUUACCGAAAUUUGAGGUGACUUUAGUUCCUCCAAGCUACAUUUUGUCGAAAGCAAACAAAAGCUACACCUGGAAAGUUUGUGCGAAAUACAGUUUUGGAGGACCUGUGCAAGGAAAUGCCACUGUGUCGUUUACUUUUGAGGAGCCGGUGUAUUGGUGGACGAAAAAGACCAACACUGCAAACGAAAUGACCGAGUUGAUAAAUUAUGAACUGAGAAAAGAGGAUGGUUGCAAUGAUUUUACCCUUAGUAGCAAAAUUAUUGCGAAGCACUCAGAUAAAUAUUUGAACGGCAUCGUUGUCAACGCGACUGUUGAGGAGAGAGGCACGGGAGAAAAACAGAUUACAAGUCACACAUCUCGAUUUCAUACAGAGAACAUGAAGUUUAGUUUUACAAAUGCACCUAAAUACUUCUACCCAGGUUUACCGUAUUAUGGACAGAUUGACAUUAAGUACCAAGAUGGGUUGGAAGCAGCGAACGUUGAAGUUUCGAUAGGAAUUAAAAACGGAAGGGAUUUCCGUGAAGCAGAAACGCUCUCUGCUAUCUCUGAUCAAAGUGGCACCGUUCAUUUCACAGUGGUAACAACCAACUUUAGUGAUGAAUUGUACAUUCAUGUGAAGUGCCUGAAAAGUAACGUGGAAUGCAAUAGUAUGGGAAAUCACAAGGUUAUUCCGUGGUUUUCUCCAUCAAAAUCAUACAUCACGAUAAAUGGUCAAUCGGACGCAAUCUGCAAUGAAACGCUUGAUUUGGAGAUAUUAUACACGUUCUCUGAAAAGGAGCUGGGAGAAAAGUUACAACUCUUUUACUUGGUUCAAUCCAAAGGGGAUAUUAUGAAACGUGGAAGUACAGUGAUUGCGAAGAAAAACCAUAACUUUAGGGUUAGGCAUUGGCAAAAUGUGUUUUUUGAGAGUCACCUUCAAAACAAAUCAUCCGUCGGGAAAUGGAAUCUGAAGCUCCGAGUGAGAGAAAGGUAUUCACCAGAGAUCAAAAUCGUUAUAUUUUAUCGCACGCUGGGAAGAGAAGUUGUCGCGUCCAGCAAAACGAUAAAAAUCAGCAGCUGCUUAUUGAACAAGGUGGAAUCAAAAUUUUCGGCGCGCACUGCGGAGCCUGGUCAACAAGUUACGCUCUCAGUGGCCACUAGCACAGCAUCGCUAUGCGCCUUGUCUGGAGUUGACAAGGCGGUCACGUUCUUGGAAAAAAAUCGCGAAUUUGACAUUGAGGCAGUAUUUGAACGUAUAAUGAUAGCUAGUGCCAAACCAAAGGAGCACUCAGCGGAAGCCAAUUAUUAUGUGGAAAAGUGCGAACUUGACUCUGAGAGUCCUCUAGGCUCAAAUUCUGAGGAGGAGUCUACCGCGUUUAGAAUCAAACGAUCAAUGUGGUGGCAGCCGAAAAAGCCAUUUGGAAAUGCACAUAGAGCGUUUGCGGAUGGAGGAACACUAAUGUUGAGCAAUUUAGAUAGCAAUAUCAAACCUUGCGAAAGCGGCGGUUUCAAGGAAAAUUGUGACUCUUGCCCUAAUGAUCAUCGCUACUUUUCAAUAGUCUCACGCAUGGAUAGUAUGCCGAUCAAACAACGAUCGCGAGCACGAUCGCGGCCCAGAAAUGAUGUCUUGAGAGCUAGAAAAAUUACGGACACUUCAUCUGAUUUUCAAUCCAAGGAAGAGUCAAAUUCCGCAACAAAACUACAAGAUAACGUUGAAUUGGUGGAGAUGCGGACCGAUUUUCGAGAAUCAUGGCUGUGGCAAUUUGAGGAAAUAAACAACGGUAGUGCAAAGGAAAUAAAGCUGCAGACGCCGCACACAAUUACCGACUGGGUGCUGAACACCGUCUGCGUCUCGCAAAGCCAAGGCUUAGGGAUUGCCGCUGAAACUUCUAUUAGGGUCACGAAACCCUACUUUAUCGACUUCUCAUUGCCGUUUUCUGUCAAGAGAGGAGAAACUUUACCGCUGAAAGUUUCUAUUUUCAACUACCUUAAUCACGAUAUACCGAUCAAACUUUCGUUCGGCGAAUUUACCGGCGGAGAUUUAAAUGGCGAUGCUAGUUUUGAUACGUGUUUACAGAGAAAGGACAAAAUAGUCCACACGUUCGAACUAAAUGCGAAACUGUUAGGCACGCACAAUAUAUCCGUCAUUUCUUCGAUCAAUUUUGACAACAGUUCAUGCGGUCCUGAUGUACUCACUGAAAUGAGAGAUGGCGUGACUAAGAGCAUCAAAAUCAAACCAGAAGGCCUGCCAGUCGAAAUAACUAAGUCCAUGUUUCUUUGUCUUGAUGGAGGUGGUGAAUCCGCACUAAUGAGUUGGCACUUGGACGUGCCUGAAAAUUCAGUUCCCGAUUCAGCUAGAGGGGAUGUUGCAGUGAUCGGAGAUUUGAUGGGACCUAGUUUAGAGAAUUUAGACCAUCUAGUUCGUCUUCCAACGGGUUGCGGGGAGCAAAACAUGGUUUUAUUCGCGCCUAAUAUUGUGGUGCUUAAAUAUUUGGAGGCGACCGACUCAUUGACGCACACCAUCAAAAGGAAAGCCAACGACAAUUUGGUCAAAGGCUAUCAAAGGGAGUUAACCUACAAGCAUGACGAUGGCUCCUAUUCAGCCUUUGGCAAAUCUGACAAUUCUGGUUCAAUGUGGCUCACUGCUUUUGUCGUCAAAUCGUUUGCUCAGGCAAAGAAAUUCAUUUAUGUGGACCAGAGCGAACUUCUGAAAAGCACCAAGUGGAUCCUAUCCCACCAGUUGGAGAAUGGGUGCUUCAGACAAAUUGGAACAGUUUUUCAUAAGGAAAUGAAGGGCGGCGUUGGGACCUCUGGCUCGAUAGUAGCGUUCUCUGCCUACAUCAUGAUCGCUUUGUUGGAGUCAAAAAUCGAAAUAAACAAGGGUGUUCUAGAAAAUGGGCUGUUUUGUCUAAAGCAGGUGCAGGAUUCAGAUGAUGUGUACACACAAGCACUUGUCGCCUACGCAAUGCAACUAUCUAAAGCGCAACUAAAGACCGAAAGGAGUGCUUUAGCUGCCCAAAUUUCGUUAGAAAAACUGGUCCACUUGGCAUCAACUGGCAACAAUAGUGAAAUAUUUUGGCAAAACAAGGGUUCCGCACAUCUAGCGCUUAGUGUCGAAAUGACCGCGUACGCAAUACUGACACUUGCAACCGCUGGAGGAGAAGAAAAUUUGAUGCUCGCAUUUGGCGCAGUCAAGUGGAUUUCCAAGCAGAGAAACAAGCAAGGCGGCUUUGUUUCAACGCAGGAUACAGUUGUUGCACUCGAAGCUUUGGCGAAAUACGCGAUGACUGUGCCAUCAAAAAACGUUGAAAUGAGCUUGCAAGUAGCCACUGACGAUGGUGACAUAAUGGAAUUCAACAUUGAUGCAGGGAACCGGCAAAUCCUUCAACAAAAUGAUAUACCUUACGUGCCCACAAAUCUACACUGGAGUGCGACUGGGAAAGGAUGCAGCCUUGUGCAAAGCUCUCUGAGAUAUAAUUUAAAAAGCUCAGCACAACUAUUAGACGAAAUAUUUACUAUGGAGAAGCAAGUGAAAAGCAUUGUGCCAGGAUCGUGCAGUGAAUUGUACCUGGCAUUCAACUUGACGUAUAAUCAACCUGAAGGGUCAUCAAAUAUGGCUGUACUGGAGGUGGAAAUGUUAAGCGGUUAUGAACCUGAACGUUCGACCCUUGAAAAUUUGAGAACGAAAAUAGAGACGUUUAAGCGAUGGGACUUUGAAGACGGCGUUUUGAAUCUCUAUUUCGACUCACUACACAGCUCAUUGCCUAUUGAAGUCGAUUUCGUAAUCAUUCAAACAGUAACCGUAGCAAAUGUGAAGGCUGCAAAAGUCAAGUUGUUUGAUUACUACGAGAAGGAGUCAUUUAAUGAAAAGGAAUAUGAAAUCAAUGAAUUGAUAUGUAAUGCAAAUCAAGAAGAGGACGCGAUUACUACAAAGCCUGUGUCUGAUGAACCAAUCUCUGUGUCCGGUAAUGCAUUAGGUGAUAAUUUCAAAGAUUUUAAGAAUAUUUACGACGACUUGGAUUUCCCAGAAGGCAUUGAAGGUCCUGUUGAAGUCUUUGUUCCAGCGCCCAAGAACAUGAAGCCUUAAACAGCGAUGUGUGAAAUAUUUCAACGUUAUCAUUCAAUAAAAAGUAACUUUAAUUUGCUAAC